GAGCACCGUGCAGCUUUGAAGAUAAUGAAAGAGAAGUCGAAAAAUGCGGCCCGGACUCGGCGGGAGAAGGAGAACAGUGAGUUUUAUGAGCUGGCCAAGCUGCUGCCGCUGCCCUCCGCCAUCACAUCCCAGCUCGAUAAAGCCUCCAUCAUCCGCCUCACCACCAGCUACCUGAAAAUGAGACUGGUCUUUCCUGAAGGUUUGGGGGAGUCAUGGGGCCAUGUGAGCAGAGCCAGCUCUUUGGACAAUGUAGGCCGUGAACUCGGAUCCCAUUUACUACAGACUUUGGACGGCUUUAUCUUCGUGGUCGCCCCGGAUGGGAAGAUCAUGUACAUCUCCGAGACCGCGUCUGUGCACUUAGGCCUGUCCCAGGUAGAGCUGACGGGGAACAGUAUUUACGAGUACAUCCACCCCGCUGACCAUGAUGAGAUGACCGCAGUGCUCACCGCGCACCAGCCUUACCAUUCCCACUUCGUGCAGGAAUAUGAAAUGGAGCGCUCAUUCUUUUUGAGGAUGAAAUGCGUCCUGGCUAAAAGAAACGCAGGCUUGACGUGCGGCGGAUAUAAGGUGAUCCAUUGCAGUGGCUACCUAAAAAUCCGGCAGUACAGUUUAGACAUGUCUUUGUUCGACGGUUGUUAUCAGAACGUGGGUCUGGUUGCCGUGGGUCACUCCUUACCCCCCAGUGCAGUGACGGAGAUCAAGCUCCACAGCAACAUGUUCAUGUUCAGAGCCAGCCUGGACAUGAAGCUUAUCUUCCUUGACUCCAGGGUGGCGGAGCUUACUGGCUACGAGCCACAGGAUUUAAUAGAGAAGACUCUUUACCAUCACGUCCACAGCUGUGACACCUUUCACCUACGCUGUGCACACCACUUGUUGUUGGUGAAGGGUCAGGUCACUACAAAGUACUACAGGUUUUUGGCGAAGGAAGGUGGCUGGGUGUGGGUGCAGAGCUAUGCAACCAUUGUGCACAACAGCAGAUCCUCCAGACCUCACUGUAUUGUCAGUGUGAACUAUGUCCUGACGGAAACUGAGUAUAAAGGUCUACAGCUGUCCUUAGACCAAGCAGCAUCCAAUAAGCCAUCGUUCACCUACAGUAGCCCCUCCAACCCGGUUAGCGACAGCAGGAAGGCGAGUAAAAGCAGGGUGUCCCGCUCCAAACCCAAAACACGCCUGUCUCCGUACCCACACUAUCCAGGCUUCCACACUGAACGCUCUGAGUCUGAUCAGGACAGCAGCCCAUGGGGUGGGAGUCCUCUCACUGACUCUGCCUCACCACAGCUGUUAGAGCAAAGUGAAAGCAUGGACGCGUCCUGUGUGUACCGGCAGUUCUCAGAGCCCCGCCCCCUGUGCUACAGCCUGCCUCUGUCUGAGGAGCAUCACACCUCCAGCGAUCACCAAGGACACAGUCAUUCUCAGGCCUGCGAUCGUGGUCGCUGCGAGGCCGGCAGAUACUUCCUGGGUGCUCCACAGACUGGUCGUGAGGCGUGGUGGGGUGCUGCACGCUCGCUAUUGCCUCUACCCAAGUCGCCACCUGAGAAUGGAGAUGGGUACGAGUGUGCCAUGCCCCACAUCACCUCCAUCCACAGCCUACAUGUGCGAGGCCACUGGGAUGAGGACAGCACGGUCAGCUCUCCAGAUGCUGGCUCGGCCAGUGACUCGGGCGACCGAUACCGAGUUGAGCACUUUCGCUCGAGCCCACAGGAGCCCAGCAAGAUUGAGACGUUAAUCCGGGCCACGCAGCAGAUGAUAAAAGAGGAGGAGAGUCGUCUGCAGCUGAGGAAGAGUGGUCCUGAGCCAACUCUAAUGCCCGCUAAUGGUCUAGCUAAGAGCACCAGCUCAUGCUUCGGUAACGAGUUUGCCCAGUCAUCACUGCAGGGAGUUGUGUGUCGGGGUUCAGCUCAGGUGAUCAGUCCCGCCCCCAGCCCCACCCCUCUGUCUCGCAUCAGCAGCCCUAGCUCUGAAAGGUUGGCCAAAGCCAAAGACUUCCUGCAGACCGAGCUUUCGUCUCCGCAGCAACAACAGCAGCAACAGCUGGGCCUUGCGGGGUCCUGCGCUGUAUCUCCCACCCCUGCCCUCUACCCCUCUCACCCACGCCAGUAUCUGGACAAACACACUACCUACUCACUCAGCGGCUACACACUGGAGCACCUCUAUGAGGCGGACAGCUUCAGGGGAUACGCGCUAGGCUGCGCGAGCUCCUCCCACUACGACAUGACCUCUCACCUGCGCAUGCAAGCCGAGCAAACCACCAGCCAUAAAGGGACCUCUGUCAUCAUCUCCAACGGCAGCUGACGCUCAGACGAUGACUGUGUCUCCCAAAAAAGACCAAACAGUCAAUAGUUCUGUAGUUUCCUCUUCUGAGAUCUUUCAUGCUUACAUGUGUAUUGCUUAGAAGGACACUAGACCUCAGUAUGAAGGUAACUCAUGCAUUCAUGCAUUUAAAGUACUGACGAUUCAGAGGAACAUUAUUUUAAAAGUCACUAUUUUACAAUAGUCGCUGGUUAAGGAGGUUUUUAUGUCAGAAAUUAAACUACAGCUUUGGAAAAGGAAGUGACUGGUCAAGUAGAAAGACUAAUAUUAUAAAAUAAGAUUAUCUCCACAAAAAUAUAAGUGCUUCAAAUAUCUUUCUGCAGUCCGUAUUUUUUUAUGUUUAUUUGUUUUUGUUUUUAACUUAUACAAUGGCUUGAAUGAUCUAACUGUCUAUAAUGAUUAUGGUGAUUUGAGUGACUUAAGUCAUGUUUGACUUUCUGCAUUUCAUGUCCCAUUCAUUUUUUUUUUUUGUUCAAACCAAUGAAUUAUUGUUUAAAUACAACCCACCUUCCAUGUAUGGAAUAAAAGAUGAGACGUUUCAUAUAUUAUUGUACUAACAAAUAUCUGACACAUCUUAUCCAAA
Clarias gariepinus (North African catfish) is the source of this 2893-nucleotide messenger RNA. RefSeq names its product SIM bHLH transcription factor 1a (gene sim1a). Bases 25 to 2292 code for a protein of 755 amino acids. The transcript has 11 exons. Gene Ontology annotation, molecular function: DNA-binding transcription factor activity, RNA polymerase II-specific; RNA polymerase II transcription regulatory region sequence-specific DNA binding; protein dimerization activity. NCBI's taxonomy places the organism in Eukaryota, Metazoa, Chordata, Actinopteri, Siluriformes, Clariidae. The record is from RefSeq and is a predicted model, not a curated record. Gene Ontology annotation, biological process: regulation of transcription by RNA polymerase II.